Molecule: messenger RNA, 1993 nt
Organism: Chlorocebus sabaeus (green monkey)
Lineage: Eukaryota; Metazoa; Chordata; Mammalia; Primates; Cercopithecidae
Gene: TMEM230
Product: transmembrane protein 230
Biological process (GO): synaptic vesicle transport
Cellular component (GO): endomembrane system; synaptic vesicle
Source: RefSeq, a predicted model, not a curated record
UCCCGGCUGGGGCGGGCUGAGUGGCCCUUAAGCGGGCCGUGCCAUGCGACCUCGGGCGCUGCCAACCGUGGGCGAGCUCUGGGUGUGCGGGCGGCCUGGCGCGGCGCUCCGGUAAGGCGUGUGUGCGACGGGGUGGGGACAGAACCGUCCUUUUGGGCUCUGGGCGUGUCCGAGACCGCGCUUCCCGCCGAAAUCAAGCUCCGAGUCAUCCGUGUGGGGCAUUCGUCCUCCCUGGCACAGUUUGUUUUACGUCUAAAUUCGCGUCGGUUCUUAUUUAGCUCUCUGGCAAGGUCUGAAGACGGGCAGGAGAGUAACCUGUGUCAGCGUGUUAUGAUGCCGUCCCGUACCAACCUGGCUACUGGAAUCCCCAGUAGUAAGGUGAAAUACUCAAGGCUCUCCAGCACAGACGAUGGCUACAUUGACCUUCAGUUUAAGAAAACUCCUCCUAAGAUCCCUUAUAAGGCCAUCGCACUUGCCACUGUGCUGUUUUUGAUCGGCGCCUUUCUCAUUAUUAUAGGCUCCCUCCUGCUGUCAGGCUACAUCAGCAAAGGGGGGGCAGACCGGGCCGUUCCAGUCCUGAUCAUUGGCAUUCUGGUGUUCCUACCGGGAUUUUACCACCUGCGCAUCGCUUACUACGCAUCCAAAGGCUACCGUGGUUACUCCUAUGAUGACAUUCCAGACUUUGAUGACUAGUACCCACCUAAUAGCUGAGGAGAAGAGUCACAGUGGAACUGUCCCAGCUUUAAGAUACCUAGCAGAAACUAUAGCUAAGGACUAAGGAAUUCUUCUGCUUGCAGAUGUUUAAGAAAAUAAUGGCCAGAUUUUAUGGGUCCUUCCCAAAGAUGUUAACUGAACCUACAGUAGCUAAUUAGGACAUGCUCUGUUUUUCAUCCCUUGGCCCUGGCAAGAGCUCCUGACAAGUUUUUCCACAGGAAUAUGUAUCAUGGAAGAAUAGAGGUUAUUCUGUAAUGGAAAAGUGUUGCCUGCCACCACCCUCUGUAGAGCUGAGCAUUUCUUUUAAAUAGUCUUCAUUGCCAAUUUCCUCUUGUAGCAAAUGGAAGAAUGUAGUAUGGCUAAUUUCUUCUUACUAAGUAAUUUAUUUUAAAAAUAUCUGAGUAUCGGCCGGGCGCGGUGGCUCACGCCUGUAAUCCCAGCACUUUGGGAGGCCGAGACGGGUGGAUCACGAGGUCAGGAGAUCGAGACCAUCCUGGUUAACAUGGUGAAACCCCGUCUCUACUAAAAAAUACAAAAAACUAGCCGGGCGAGGUGGCGGGCGCCUGUAGUCCCAGCUACUCGGGAGGCGGAGGCAGGAGAAUGGCGUGAACCCGGGAGGUGGAGCUUGCAGUGAGCUGAGAUCCGGCCACUGCACUCCAGCCUGGGCGGCAGAGCGAGACUCCAUCUCAAAAAAAAAAUAAAAAUAAAAAUAAAUAAAAAAAAUAAAAAUAUCUGAGUAUAUUAUCCUCUACACUUAUCCCUACCUUCAUGUUCCAGUGGAAGGCCUUAGUAAAAUCAAAGAUCAUUGAGUUCAUCUGUAAUGGUUUUUUUACUUGCUUUCUUACUGACAGCAACCAGGAAUUUUUUUUUUUUCCUGCGGAGCAAGUUUUCAAAAUGUAAAUACUUUCUCUGUUUAACAGCCCUUGGCCCAUUCUGAUCCAGUUCACCAGUAGAUUGGACAGCAUACAAUUUGGAUCAUUUUGUCCCUUGUAAAUCAAAAUGUUCUGUAGAUUAUUCCUUUAAUGGCUGGACUUUUGGCUGUUUCCUAAUGAAACAUAUAGAUAAGUGGUUAUUAUUUCGAGUUUAUAACCCUAUUGCUAGCACCUUGUAUGAUGUCAUCAUUCUCAUGAUUCCAAGGAUCAGCCUGGAUGCCUAGAGGACUAGAUCACCUUAGUUUGAUUCUAUUUUUUAGCUUGCAAAAGGUGACUUAUAUUCCAAAGAAAUUAAAAUGUUGAAAUCCAAAUCCUGGAAUUAAAAUGAGUUAACUUUAAACAUUUCA